Molecule: messenger RNA, 1156 nt
Organism: Aphanomyces astaci
Lineage: Eukaryota; Oomycota; Saprolegniomycetes; Saprolegniales; Verrucalvaceae
Exons: 5
Coding region: 11-1072 (353 amino acids)
Biological process (GO): regulation of dephosphorylation; regulation of signal transduction
Cellular component (GO): cytosol
Molecular function (GO): protein phosphatase 2A binding
Source: RefSeq, a predicted model, not a curated record
CGAAAAAGAGAUGGGAGAAGCGGAAGCCUACAUCCAACUGCGUUUGGCGGAGACGUUGUUCCAUGAGGUGGAGAAGCUCGAGAACGAGCUAGGCAGCGGCAGCCUCCUCUUCCAGGAGAAGCUGACCGUGACGAUGGAACGUCUGCACAAACUGAAGGCGAACCCGGCGCUGUCGGACCUGUACAGUCCCAAUGAAUCAGGUCACGAGCUGCAGACGGCCCAGCUGCAGUUUCUCCUGAUCGACUACUACCUGGGCAUGCUCGCACAAAAGAUCAACACGAUCCAUGUGGGUGGUGGAGAGAAUGAUCGAAGCGCGUUCGUGCUGGCGCGACUGAAAAACCUCACGUACGCGUCGGCGCUGCUGGACGCGUUCCUGGAUCAAUGUGUGGGCGUGGAGUUGCUCAAGCGUUCGGAGCGCGCGGCGCAGCUGAGUCAGCUCGAGGAAGGACGCAAAGAGACCCGCGAAGACAAGAUCCGCAAGUGGCAGCUCGCGCAGGAAGCCGACAAGGCACUUCAACAUGUGUUGUACAUUCGCUCCAAAGCCAAAGACAAGGACGACGACGACGACUUGGAAGACAUUGAGCGCGAGUGCUUGUACAAGUUGGUGCAAGUCGCGAUCUUAAAGAGCAUGGAGGAUCAAGCGGCGAUGGCUAGCGAAAGUGAGAUGCUGGAAACCAUGGUCCAAAUGGCCAAGCUGAGUACGAACCAAGUGUUCAACGCGGCGGAGCGGACGCCGCCGUCGCAAGGCCAAGGCAUUGAAGUGACGCACAUCAACCCAAAGAUGGAGAUGAAGCGGGAAGUGAUCCGGGGCGAUGUGUUCCAGCCUGGCCAUCGGCUGCCCACGAUGUCGCUCGAGGAGUAUGCGGACCGAGAGCUCGACGAUGCAUUGGCGCGUCAAGAAAAGGAAAAGAAUGCGCCGGCGGGACCCCGUCGCAUCGAGCAAUUGGAGGAAGAUGGCGACGAAGAUGACUUGGGGCUGGUGGACGAAGCGACCGCCCGCGACCGCGCGUGGGACGACUGGAAGGACGCGAAUCCCCGCGGCAUUGGCAACAAGAAGGGCACCCAGUACUAGUACUAGUACUAGUAGUAGCUACUAGGACUUGUAUACUAAUAGGAGGUACAGUGUAUUGUUCCUACUGUACUACUAUUGAAGGGC